AUGUACAAAUUUCCGACAGCAAUUGGUGUAAUUGAUUGUACACAUAUAGGAAUCCUAAAACCAAAUCGCCAUGGAGAUGAGUAUAUCGACCGAAAAGGGAAACCUACUUCAAUUGUGCAAGCCACUUGUGACGCCAGAGAGAUGUUCACAAGUGUUGAUGUCAGUUGGCCUGGAUCAAUGCAUGAUUCCAGAAUAUGGAGAAAUUCACAGACUAGAUCACAGCUAAUAAAUAAAGCAAAUGUUGUACUACUUGGCGAUGACGGUUAUGAUAUUGAGCCAUGCCUUAUGACUCCCUUCAGCAAUCCUACUCCAGGUGCAGCAAGAAAUUAUAAUAAGCUUUUAAAACAGGAAAGAGUUACAAUUGAACUGUUUCGUCCAACUGAAACGCCGGGUUCCUAUCCUACAGUAUGUUUGUAG
Acanthoscelides obtectus is the source of this 417-nucleotide messenger RNA. NCBI's taxonomy places the organism in Eukaryota, Metazoa, Arthropoda, Insecta, Coleoptera, Chrysomelidae. The record is from the annotation of a GenBank genome assembly.